CCCCAUUCCAAAGCGACAUUUCACAAUGACAACCGAGAGACAGUGGCAAGUAGUCGAGAACCUCAAGGAGGUUCAGGCACAAGUUGUCAAAGCAGUCGAAGGAAAAAGAGAAGCACGUCUGGUUGCAGUUAGCAAAUACAAACCUGCUGAAGACUUGAUGUAUUGCUACGAAGCUGGACAGAGACACUUUGGAGAAAAUUACGUCCAAGAAUUGGUUGAUAAGAGUGAGAAGCUCCCACGAGACAUCCAAUGGCAUUUUAUUGGCCAUCUACAGAGUAACAAGUGCAAGGCUGUGGCAGGCAUUCCCAAUCUGUUUGCUGUUGAGACUGUCGAUAGCUCAAAGAAAGCUGAUGCGCUCAAUAAGGCCUGUGUUUCUGUCGGUAGAAAUGAACCAUUGAGAGUGUUUGUACAGAUCAAUACUAGCAAUGAAGAAGCUAAGAGUGGUACAAGCCCAUCUGAUGCCACAACCGUGUGCAAACACAUUAUCGAAAGCUGUCCCCAACUUAGUCUCCAGGGUCUAAUGACGAUUGGCAUGUUUGGACGUGAACCAGCCGAGAAAAAUCCUGACUUUGAAUGUUUGGUGGAGUGUAAGAAAACAGUUGAGGCUGAAAUCCCUGGCAAAAGCUUGGAACUGAGCAUGGGCAUGUCUGAUGACUUUGUGCAAGCAUUGGAAGCUGGAUCUACGAAUGUGAGAGUGGGCAGCAAGAUCUUUGGCGCACGAAAGAAAUAGAUUGAAACCAGUAUAAAAAAAAACGGAGCAUGUUAGUCAGAUGUAAUAGUUACAUAUCUCUCUAUAGCUGUUGUUUUAGUCUUCUGACUCUAGACGCAUUAUCGUAAUCACCCUACUACAAAUAUCAAGUAGUCGAGCAAGAAAACGAAUGACUUAUUAUAAAUUGCUUAUUAAGGCCAUAUAUUCG
This is a messenger RNA of Phycomyces blakesleeanus NRRL 1555(-), 917 nucleotides long. RefSeq lists its product as hypothetical. Gene Ontology annotation, molecular function: pyridoxal phosphate binding. The coding region runs from base 26 to 730 and encodes 234 amino acids. The record is from RefSeq and is a predicted model, not a curated record. NCBI's taxonomy places the organism in Eukaryota, Fungi, Mucoromycota, Mucoromycetes, Mucorales, Phycomycetaceae. The transcript is spliced from 7 exons. Gene Ontology annotation, cellular component: intracellular anatomical structure.